Molecule: messenger RNA, 5313 nt
Organism: Saccostrea cuccullata (small rock oyster)
Lineage: Eukaryota; Metazoa; Mollusca; Bivalvia; Ostreida; Ostreidae
Product: myelin regulatory factor-like
Exons: 23
Coding region: 119-3361 (1080 amino acids)
Biological process (GO): protein autoprocessing; positive regulation of DNA-templated transcription
Cellular component (GO): nucleus; endoplasmic reticulum membrane
Molecular function (GO): sequence-specific DNA binding; DNA-binding transcription factor activity
Source: RefSeq, a predicted model, not a curated record
UACGUCACGAGGCCAAAGGGCAGAGUGUAAUGUGUACACCGAAGAAAAAAGAUCGUCAAUAUACACAUGGAUUUGUAAAUACACAAAAGUUGAGAUAUUUUCUGAUUCCGGUGAACUAAUGGAAGUCCUAACGGACGACCAGGCUAUGCGAGACGCCAUAGUCCAGGACUUUGUGAUAGAUGAAGCCUUGGACAUGGACCUGGAACGCUACCUCGGGAAUGGUAAAAUGUGCCUUCCCGAGGAAGCCAUACCCGCCAUAGCAUACCCCAACAACGGACGACCCCUCCCCACCCAGAACCACCCCAGUCUUCCCCCGCAGCAGCUGGACGAGUGCUACAAGUUCAACCACCUGGCAAAUCCCCAUGCCCCCAUCACAUCUACCCCUCCACACACUCAGACACAAAGCCCAAUGAACGGACUCUAUAGUUGUACAGGGAUCAACAACUCCAUCAACGGCAUUCAAGGUUAUGACAACCGACUUAUGAACCCAACCCUUCCUGACAGUCCACCAGAGUCUGAGCCAUAUUCCCCUCCAGAUGGUCACCAUAGCAACCACACAAUGAAUGGUAGCAACCAUAUCAUUUGUACCACACAAGAAAGCAAGUACGGGCUGAGUACCCCAGUGACAUCGAUGCAUCAACACAGCAUGUACCCACACCACCCCCGACCCCCAGGGAUGCCUCCGACAGGACCGAAGUCCAUGCCACCAGGGUAUAACGAGCCCCCGACCCUGAACCAUCUCUCAGCAACACACCCUCCUCCCCCCCAGACCUCCUCUCUACCUCUCACCACCUCCCAGAUGAACCCUCAGCUCUCCCUGUCACCAAACCAUCUCAGCCCCAACGCUUGUAACAUGAGUCACAAGAAGAGGAAGUACCAAGAACAGCCUUCCCAUAGUGCACUUGUAACCAAUGCUCUCCUCAAUAGCCGAGCCAAUGUAUUGAAUAUAAAACAAGAACCAAAUGGUCCGAGUUACGGGAGCUAUAAUCUUGCCGUUGACUGUGACGAUGAGUUCGGAUAUGAACAGGACAGUACAAACGGAACCACUGGCUACCUAGACAGUACCUACCAAGUCAUCAAGUGGUCUCCUUUUAACCAGAGAGACUGGGCCACACUGAAAAACGAAAAUCUCAAAGAUUUACCACAGCCAAACUUCCGUGUAGAUGCAGACAAAGGAUUUAACUUUUCGCAGCCUGAUGAUUCAUUUGUCUGCCAGAAGAAGAACCAUUUUCAGGUGACGGUCCACAUGCAGGUUUCUGGGGACCCCCGCUAUGUCACAACUCCUGAGGGAGUGAAGAAAAUUGAUGCCUUCUAUCUCCAUUUUAAUGGAAUCAAGAUGGAAUCUCCCACCCAGACAAUUAAGGUGGAACAGUCACAGUCUGAUCGCAGCAAGAAACCCUUCAACCCAGUCAGGGUGGACCUAAUACCAGAACAGACCAACAAAGUGACUGUAGGGAGGCUUCAUUUUAGCGAGACAACCUCCAACAAUAUGCGUAAAAAGGGUCGCCCCAACCCAGAUCAACGCUAUUUUAUGCUGGUGGUCACUUUGUAUGCUUACAGCGGGGAGUAUAAAUAUAUAGUUGCAGCCAGUGUAUCAGAGAAAAUCAUUGUCAGGGCAUCCAACCCUGGUCAGUUUGAUAAUGAUAUGGAUGUGACUUGGCAGAAAGGCCAGACCCCGGACAGUGUGUAUCACGUGGGGCGCGUGGGGGUCAACACAGAACACCCUGAGGAGGCAUUAACGGUCCAUGGUAACAUGAGACUGACCGGUCACCUACUCCAACCCUCAGACCUCAGGGCCAAGGAAGAUUUCAAAGAGCUGGACUCGAAGGAGCAGCUAAAGAAAGUAGCCGCCAUUAAGUUAUACAACUACAAGUUCAGCGAUGAUUUUGCCAACGCCAUGGGAAUUCCUGAGGACAGUCGUCAUGACACUGGGGUCAUCGCUCAGGAGAUCAAGGAGGUCAUCCCUGACGCUGUCAAAGAGGCGGGAGAUGUACCGCUGGAGAACGGAGAGGUUAUCAAAGAUUUCCUCGUUGUUAAUAAGGAUAAAAUUUACAUGGAAAAUGUAGGAGCUGUCAAAGAACUGUGCAAAGUGACAGGAAAUUUAGAAGUUAGAAUUGAUGAACUGGAAAAAAUGAACCAGAAAUUAUCAAAAUUAAAGCGCUAUGACAGUGUGAAGUCCACUGUCAGUACAAAAUCAACCUGUAGUGUUAGUACAAUAGGAUCAUCAUCACCCAAGAAAUCAUCGCGAAUUUGUAGUCAUUCACAUCAGCAUCUGUAUAAAAGCAGCCAGAAAUACGCAGCCCAGCCCCCUCACAAAGACCAGUGUAAAAAGGGUUACUGUAGAAACCGAUACGUCUGCUGGGGGACUAUCAUCAGCAUUGUCAUCACAUUCUGUUUGGCAUCUCUUAUGAUCUUGUUGAUUCUGGAGCAGACCAAAGAACCAAAACACAAUCCUCUCAGUCAGAACCUGGCAGGAAAUAAGAUCCCUUCCCCUGAUGAUGUAAUAGGUAAAACUUCUGUCAGGCCGUCAGGGACUACGUCACCCAGUAAUACAAAGGCUCCAGACACAGGAAACACAGGCACUCCUAUAAAACUGGUCACCCACCUUCCCCCCUACCCUUCCUGUGACUUUACCACACAGCUUUGUGAGAGAAAAUGCUGCCCUCCUCCAGAGCAAGAAGAUGAACCCCAGACCCUGCCUGUCAAUCCUGCUUAUAGCAUCUUUACUCCUCCAGCGCCCUCUAGCAUGCCACGACCAACAUCCGAGAGUCCGGAAGUGGUCAUCAAUACAUUAAGUCCAAAGACAGAUGAGAAUGAGUUGAUUAACCUGAUUAACAAUAACGAGUCCAACAUGCUUCCGGAGGUCAAACAACAGGAUCAGCCGGGGGAUGUGGAUUCCAACGCUCUCAAAGUGGUCCACUUCAGACAGCGCCGCAAUGUUCCCCAGGAAGACCUACACACCAAUAUCUUCAUCAAGGAAAUCAAUGUAACGAUUACAGAGGAACACUGCACGUCCUGUUCUCCGACAAAUAAAGUGUUCCGGCUCAAACUCAGCCAGUACUUCUCCUAUGAUUUGAUCACCUUCAAGUUCCUGACAUCGGAGCGAUCGUUGGCAACACUUUGUUAUAACCACACGUCAAGGAACUGUAACCCUAAUGUUGCGGGGGAAAUGAUAAAAAGAGUACCAAACGAGUGGCAAAUUCCCAUUGGAAAGUAUUUUAGCAGUGUGUUUAAAUUUCGAGUGUCUCACAAGGCUGCUACACAAAAUGUUUGCCAGAAACAAGCCAGUGAAAACAUAGAAUCCUUGGAAUAUGUGGAAUAUAUCCUGUAUUUUGAUAGAACUUGUGAAAAAAUAGACUGAAAAGACAGAUUGUGUCCUAUAAGAAACUGCUUUAUCAUCAGUACUCGGCCAUAACCUUGUUGCUGUGGCCUUGACCUCAUAGCCUCAUUUUAACCAUUGAUCUCUUGUGUACUGGUGAAUGAUCAAAGAUGCAUCAGUUACUUUCAUUUUCAUAUGUGCUUUACAGAUGCAUUCUAUUUUAAGGUUUUUCCAUUAUUUGUCAUAUGCCUUGUUAACUAUUUCAUAAAUAUAUAUCUCAUUGUUCUUGUUAUACAUGUUAUUUAUUGUAUAUAAUGACCCCUCUUCAUUGAUGUAAACUUUAUCUUAAUACCCUAUCAUCUGUAGUGUAUUUAAUCUAUCUGUUGAAGAUGGAACAGACUAAAUGGCAAUAUCACAGAAGAAUUUUCUCAUUUUGCACAGAUUUACAGCAUAGGAUAUACUUAAGGACUCUGUUUGCAGUAUUUUAAGGCUUUACAUAACUCUGUAUGCUUUUUGAUCAUCAACUUAGUCACUGGGUGAUAAAAUACCCUUAUAGCAAUGAAUUGUAUAUUUUUGAUUAAUUAUAUUUCUUAAAUGGAUGAAUCAAUGAAAUGAAUUUUUAGAUGAAAAUCAUUGUAUGACGAUUGUCUCUGUUUUUUUUAUUGAAGUGCUACACAUUUUAUAUCAGUAUUUGUUUUACUCGGAACAUUUAUUCGUCUGUUAAUAGACUUAUUUUUUGUAAAUUGCAAUGACUUGAGAUUUUUAUGAAUUAUGAGAUUUUUAACUAACAUUUUUAAUCAAAUCUUCAGAUGAAUUUACAUGCAAUACAAUAUAAACUCUUUUUCGACCAUAUAGAGAGCUUGGAUGCAUGUUGUAUAGUUCAAGUGCUAAUUGAUGAAAAUAUUUUAUUGAUAUUAAAUAAUAUGAUACUCCAAAUCUUUCUAACAACAAAUAGCAUAAUUGAAGAGAAUAUACUCGUUUUCAAUGUUUAUUGCCAAAGAGAUUUUACAUCAAGAACAAUUCAUCGGUGUAGACAUCUUUGGAUUUUGUUGUUUUAUUCAUUGCCUCCCUUUGUCCAAGGGAGAUCAUUUAUGCUGAAAAGGAGAGUAUUAGGUGAUACUACUUUGUUUUUCUGUAGAAUUUUGGGUGUUAUUUGAAUGUUAUCUUCCAGAAUGGAAUAACAUACAUUCCAAACGUUAUUGUUUAACUUACAUUUUUUUAUGGAUUUUGUUUCAUUUUACUUUUCAGACAUUAUUUUGUACUUAAUUUUUACACUGCUCUACUUUAGACAAACAUUCCAAUUAUCUUCAGGUGCCUUGAUACACUGCAAAUUCUGCACACUAUGCAUGUGAUUUGACAUUUAAAAAAUACAAUAUGAUAUGAUAUGCACAUCUUUUUUGACUAUGUUAAUUUUGCAUUUUCAUUUGUAUAUAUGUCUUUCAGUUGUCGUAAUAAUCAUCGCCUAUUAUAUCAAACUUAGUAGAUGACCAAUUUUUUGUAAAAAAAAAAUCGCCAUUUUCUUUGUCAGUACAUGUAUAACACUCUUGUAGCAUUUUGUUCUGUUAGAGGUAGAUUUAUUAUCAAGGACUAUAUAUUAUUUGAUUUAUUUAACUUGAACAUUACUAUACAGCGGACAGGAAAUUUUCGGAAUAAUUUUUUUUUGAGGAGUCAAAUUCUCUUUUUUACAAUUUUCAAUAAUUAGUUUGUCAGUUUGCAAAUGGUGGAAGACAUUUAAGAUUUAUAUAUAUAUAUAAUACAUUUGUAUAUAUAUAUUUAUAUUACUCAAAACUUACAGUUGAGGCUAGAGCCCAAGAUUACACUUACAAAUCCAACUGCUGAUUUACUGGAGUGAAUUGUGUAUGAUCUGGAAAAAUUUACACAUUUCUACUUUUUUGAUAAUAAAUAAUUCAUAUUUUGUAGGUAUUCCAUGUUCAAGUUUCAUAUUUUAAUGUAAAUCAGCCUAUGAGAAAACAAUAAAGUUCAUAAAAAUAUCA